AUGAAUAACCAGGGGUUUGUACCUAACGCCAGGCCGCCUAUAGGUAAGCCCAACAACGCCGGACAGAUCAGUCCUCAGGACCGGAUCCAAUUCGUCAAUUUCAUCGUUGCUUCUAUUGCCAAAAUCCAAGGGGCCGCUUUUUCCCUCCAACGAACAAAACCUGUGGCUGAGGAGUACGAGAAGUUUGCGUUUUCCAACUCGUCUACCAAGAAGGAGUAUGUCGACUAUCUCAAAAGCAAGAUCGCCAGCAUCAAUCAGUCUCGGCAGAACGCUAUUCAGAGACAACAGCAGCAACCUCAACAGCCCCAGCAGUCCCAACCGCAAAUGGCACGGCCGACGGGUCAACCGCAGAAAAUCGACAUUCAGAACAUUCCAAUUCCUCCCUCGCUCUUGGCGAAACUCCCUCCCGUGUUUCCGCAGGGCCACAACACAUGGGCCAUGAUCAUGCCGUACUUCAGGCAAAAACAAAUGUCUCCUCAUGACAUGGAACUCAUCAAGGAGGUGUACACCAUGCACACGCAAAUUUUGCGGGCUAAACAACAACAAGGCAUGUCGCAGAUGCAUGGAGCCCAUCCAACGGGCGACAGAGCACAGGUGAUGCCUCAGCAGAAAUCAAACGCUCCGAACCCAGAACAGGUGCUCAUGUUGCAGAGACAACAGCAGAUGAAACAAUCCAUGAUGCAACAACAAAUGAUUCCCCCUCAACAACAACAACAGCAGCAGCAGCAGCAACAACAACCUCAGCAACCUCAGCAGCAGCAUCCUGCUGGUGUGCGUCCAUCCAUUACUCCGGAACAGUUGGAGAACUACAAAAAUCAAGCAUUGCAAGUGAUCAAGAAUUUGCAGGCUUCCAACAAAUUGCCUCCAAACCUGAGCCCGGAGCAGGAAAGCACCUAUGUCAAGAGAUACCUGUUUCACCUGCUGAAUAAUGCCCGCCAACAACAAUCGAAGGUUCCUAUGGGCCAAACUCCGAUGAUGGCUCAGAAUAGGCAACAACCAAACUCUACACUCCCAAAGUCGCAGAUGCAAAUGCAACAACCUAACAUGAUGAUGCAAAUGCAGCAAAACCACAUGAACACUGGUCCUCAAUCCCAAAACAACCAUAUUGCUCCGCAAUCGCAGCCUCCGAUGCAGCCCCAACAACUUCCAACCAAUCAAAACCAGAGUCAGGGUUUAAAUCAUGUUGGUCAACAGUUUGGCAACGUCAUCUCUGGCCAACACAUUUCGCCUGGUCAGCAGCCUCAAUUUCCAACAGGUAAUGCUGGCCCUCGUUUGUUCACUGGUGUCCAUGCCACGGACGAAGACUGGAGAAGACUCAAGGCCAUCUAUCAGGAGGUUUCGACGACUCCGAUCAACCUCAAAGACAUUACGGACGAGAUUUCGGAGCAUGAGAAGCAACAGAUUGUCAAGAUCAUCAAGCAAUCGCAGCAACUGGUGUUGAUUUGCGAGAGCAUCAUCAUUCCAAACUUUUACAUGAUGACAAAGAGCUACGAGGGUACCAAGAAAUUGAUGUACAGUCAGUUAAUGAUCAAGCAGGUUUUGGACAGAUUGAAGAACGGGGGACGUUUCUUCGCCAGUUUUGAUCUUCUGAACAAGGUCCAGAACCAGAUCACAAGGUUUCUGGCCUACAUCAAGGAGCAAAACUCCAAGAUGAUGAAAGCCCAGCAACACGGUGUUCCGGGACAACCUGCGAUGAACCCGCAAAACAUGGUUCCACCACAGGGACGUUAUAUGAUGCAGCAGAAACCGCAACAGCAACAGCAGCAGGGUGGUAUGAACAUUACCACGCCAUCUCCGGUGAUGCAGCGCGUGAAUCCUGUUCAACAACAACAGCAACAGCAGUACAUGUCGCUCCCGACGAUGAAUGGCAUCAGCGCUUCGUCUGCCUCGCAACAGUUUCAGCAGCUUUCUGAUCAACGUCAAAUUCCUGGACAGCAGGUGCCCAUUAUGCAGGCACCUGUUGCUGGAAAGAUUCCUCCACAGUUCAUGGGUGGAUCUCACGGUGGAAUGAUGCCUUCUCAGCAGCCAUCCUCUGCUCCAGCAGUAGCUGCUGCGAAGAAGCAGCCUGUGCGAAAGAGGCCUGUCAAAGGACCUGCUGCUACUGCUCCGCCGGUUAAAGGCAAAGCAUCUCCGUUUCCACAAAGUGCGGCUGUUGCCGGCGCUGUGCAGCCUGGGUUUGAAGGUGCGGCUUCGCCUGAGGUGCAGCAUCUGAUGAAGGAGGCCACCGAGAUGGUUUCGAAGGAAGAAGCCCGGAUCCGCGCAAUCGAUCAGCAACGCAACAAGCGUCGUGAGCUUGCUAGUCUGGACCCGGCACGGUAUGUGCUUGCAGUGCUUGCAGACACUCUGAAUCUUCCUGAGGAGGAGAAUAAGAUCUACGAGACUACGAAGCUGACAACGAGCAAGGGACGCACGUUGAGCUCGAAUAGCGGACAGGGAAACAAGGUGUUGACUCCGUCUGCCAUUUUGACCACUCCGUUGCCGUUCAACGUGAAAACUCCGACCUCAUUCAAGUACUAUAACUCUGCGAUCACGCCAAAUGGCUACAAGGGUACCAAUUGGCAGGGCAAGGUGAAGGCGACGAUUAUUUCUGAUGCAUUCCAAGGGAUUGUUUCGAUGCUUCCUCAGGAGAAGAGCGAGAGCACUCGGAACGGUCUUGAAUCUACUCUUCUAGGGGAGCUGAACCUACAAGUGUAUCCUACUCCUCCGGACGAUGAGACUCCCGGAAAGCGGAAACAAGAGGAGCUUGGAGGCGAUGUUAAGAAACUGAAGGUUGGAGAAGACGAUCUUUGGGAUUUUGACGGGUGGUAA
This is a messenger RNA of Ogataea philodendri, 2808 nucleotides long. RefSeq lists its product as uncharacterized. Lineage: Eukaryota; Fungi; Ascomycota; Pichiomycetes; Pichiales; Pichiaceae. Gene Ontology annotation, molecular function: transcription coregulator activity. Gene Ontology annotation, biological process: regulation of transcription by RNA polymerase II. The coding region runs from base 1 to 2808 and encodes 935 amino acids. The transcript has a single exon. The record is from RefSeq and is a predicted model, not a curated record. Gene Ontology annotation, cellular component: mediator complex.